AUGGGCAAGCUGGUGGAGACGAUGAAGGAGAUCAGGAAGGAUCAGCCGGGUGCGGCGGCAGAUGGGCUUGCUGCCGCCAUGGCGCGAAUGUGCGCGUUUGCCGCGAACCUCUUCCUGAGCCGCCGCAGCUGCGAGAGCUUCCCGUCCUUCUGCAAGACGUUCGACGCGUUCGAAGAGCUCGGGGCCGAGGUUGCGGGCCUCUCGCUGCUCGUGCGGGAGUUGGCGAAGAUUGGGCUCGAGUCGGACGCGCUCCCCGUGCUUGCGGGGGCGGGCGCUGCUGACCGCGUGAUUUUACAGGCGGCCGCGGGCCGGGGGCAGAUCCGGGCCUCGAAGGAGAUCGCGGGGGCCGCCGCCGACGACGCGGCGCCAGAUGUCUACGAGCAAGUGUCGACAGCGCUGCAGGCCCUUGGGCCCGAAGCUCCCCAUGGACAUGACGUACCCAGUGUUCGAGAUUGGUGUGGCCUCCUGAUGAAGGCUGGGAUCGAGCCGCAGAGCCCGCUGGUCGAGGGGGCGCGCGGUUUCCUCGCGGCGUUGCGGGGGGUCCCUGCAUGGGGCCAGCCGAAGACGUUGGCGUGGUUCGAGGUCUUGGGGCGGCUCGCCUUCUCCGAGCGCUUGGGCCUCGCCGAGGAAGAUGAAGAGGCGGGCGCGGAUGACGGGGCGGACCUCGCCCCAACGGCUUUCGUCGAGCCGAAGGGCAAGAAGGGCAAGAUGCCAGAGUGGCUGAGGGGCAUGGCCGCCGCCGCCGAGGCCGCCGAGGGGCCGGCCGUCGCGGCGGGUGCCGCCGCUGAGGGCCCAGUCGCGAGCGGCCCCGCGGGCGGCCCGCAGCCGGCCCCCGCGGGCGGGCCGCCGCUGGCCCCAAGCGGCGACGAGCCCGCGGCGGGAGACGCGGCGGCGAGCCUCGCCGCGACCGGCGAGGGCGCUCCCGCGGGCGCCAUCGCAGAGGGCGCGGUCGCGGGCGGCGGCGCGGGCGGCCCGUGGGCGGGCGCCUGGGGGGGGAUCGAGGAGUCGGAGGAGGGGCAGCGGGGCAUCCUCGCGGACAUGUACUAUCCAAAGGUGAAGAGCCUCUUUGUGGAGGUGUGGUGCCAGACGGACGAGCUCGCCGCGGCCCUGGCUGGUCUCCUGGGCCACGGGUUGGGCGGCAAGACUCAGGCGGGCUGGGUGGGCGAGCAGGAGUGCCGCGAGGUGUUCGCCGAGUGGGUGUCGGUGUCGACGGGGCUGGCCAAGGGGGCGAGCCUGGGGGCCGGCGCGGCCCCCGCGGCGUCGGAGGGCCAGACCCUCGCGGGCGCGGGGCCCGCCCAGCAGCAGCAGCAGCAGCAGCAGCAGCAGAGCGUGGGGCCCGACGGCGCGGGCAACGCGACCAAGCAGAAGCCCGUCCAGCUGAAGGGCCUCGAGCCCCUCUUCGAGUGGGCCGGAGCGGUCGGCGCCAAGGUGUUGGUGUACGCGCCGAGUCCGGAGGCCUGCAGCCGAGCGGUGCUGGGCUUGCUGUCGCUCCUGCCGGGCGGGCUGUGGCUGGGCUUCAACUCGGACGGGCUGGGAAGCAGGCACUACCACUUCCGGAAGCACGGCCUGCCGCUCCAGUGCUUCGGCCCGCGGUGCUGCGUGUACCCCUACCUGGGGCUGCAAAUGCUCGACAGCCUGCUGCAGAUGCGGGGCUUCCUCGUCGGCACCACCAACAGGAUGAUCAUCGAGCGCACGGCGCCUGACGUCAUCUUGGAGGUGCCCGCCAGCGGGCUGGACGGCUGCUCGGUGCAGUACUGCAACAGCGAGCUGCAAAGGCUGGUGCGGCACACGGGGCAGGAGCGCGCCUGGCAGCAGGCGUCCGCCGCUCGCCUCGAGGCGGCGGCCCCCUGCGAGGCGCCGCCCGAGGCGGAGGCCCGCGCGGCGGCCCCCGCCGCCGACGAGGAGCGGCCCGUGCCGAAGGCUCCCGCGCCGCAAGAGGCCUCCGCGACGGCGCCGCCGCCGAUACCGGCUGGCGUUCAGACCUUCGCCAUGGACGACGAGGAGGACGAGGAGGCGGCCGACGCCCAGGCAGAGUACGACAACGCAGCCUGGGCGGCAGCCGCUGCGGCAGGCGCCACGAACCCAGAGGGGGAGGCGGCGAAGUCCACCAGCAUCGCCAAGGCCGCGGACCGCUUCAGCCGGGCCCUGCACGCGGAUCCGCCGGAGUGGCUCAUGGCCCUGAUGCCGAGGCCCGCUGGCCCAGAUGCAUCGGCGACGCCCUCGGAGAGGCUCCACAGGGAGAUGGAGUGGCCGUCGAUGGUGGACGCGAGCCGGGCGCAGUUCGGCGCCUACUGGGAGCGGCUGCUCGAGCGCGCCGCUUUCGCCGCGGGGGCUGAGCGGGACUUCCCGAAGGGCCUCGAGGAGGCGCCCCGCGAGCUGCGCUGGGAGCUCGCGGCGUUCGGGCCCGACUUCCUCGUG
Prorocentrum cordatum is the source of this 2418-nucleotide messenger RNA. The record is from the annotation of a GenBank genome assembly. NCBI's taxonomy places the organism in Eukaryota, Dinophyceae, Prorocentrales, Prorocentraceae.